Molecule: messenger RNA, 444 nt
Organism: Bradysia coprophila
Lineage: Eukaryota; Metazoa; Arthropoda; Insecta; Diptera; Sciaridae
Product: dual specificity protein phosphatase 2-like
Source: RefSeq, a predicted model, not a curated record
AUGUCGUCUGGUGAUAUCAGUGAAAUUUACGGUAAUCUCUUUCUCGGCUCCGCCAAAGCAUCCAAAUCACUUAAUCUGCUAACAACGCACGGCAUAACGCAUAUAGUGAACAUAGCCGGUCGUCAACAUUUUUCCGACCAAUUCGUAUACAAACGCGUCCAUUUCGAAGACGUUGAAGAGUUUGACGAGGUGGACAAAUUACGAGAAAUAUUUUCAUGGCUGGACGCAGUGCUGGCUGAUACGAAAUCGAAGGUGUUGGUUCAUUGUAUGGGUGGAAUAUCCCGUUCGGCUUCGGUAGUUUGCGGCUAUUUGGUGUGGUCGAAGAAAUUCAAAUUAGAUGAAUCCGUUGCGUUUGUAAAAAGUCGUAGACCGCAAAUACGACCUCGGCAAUUGGAGGCUGUUAGACGAAUCGAGGUGGAAGUGCAGAACAGUGAGAAUAAUUGA